Molecule: messenger RNA, 3652 nt
Organism: Carcharodon carcharias (great white shark)
Lineage: Eukaryota; Metazoa; Chordata; Chondrichthyes; Lamniformes; Lamnidae
Gene: metap1d
Product: methionyl aminopeptidase type 1D (mitochondrial)
Exons: 10
Coding region: 30-1049 (339 amino acids)
Biological process (GO): proteolysis
Molecular function (GO): metalloaminopeptidase activity
Source: RefSeq, a predicted model, not a curated record
AUGCUGGGACAUCUGCCAAUCACCACAAGAUGGCCUCCGCUCCUCUGCUCAGGUUUCGCAUCUUCAGUCCAGGAUGUGUGACUGCCUACUGCAGAACUUCCUCAUCACAAUCCACCACUGCUCACAAGCUCAAACCAUUUGGGGUUCAGCUUAUAAAAUGUAUCUUUUGGCAAUGCAGCUCCUACCAUGUUGUGCGUCCGGCUACUGUUGGACCAUCUUACCCUGUACCCAAGCACAUAAAGAAGCCAGACUAUGUGACGACAGGCAUUAUACCAGACUGGGGAGACCACAUCGAAAUUAAAGAUGAAGAUCAGAUUCAGGGUCUUCGACAAGCCUGUCAGCUGGCUCGCCAGAUCCUCCUCUUGGCUGGAAAGAAUUUAAAGGCUGGCAUGACAACUGAGCAGUUGGAUUACAUUGUGCAUCACGAAACAAUCAGAAAUAAUGCAUACCCAUCGCCACUGGGUUAUGGAGGUUUUCCAAAGUCUGUUUGUACCUCUGUGAACAAUGUGGUAUGUCAUGGCAUACCUGACAGUCGACCCCUUCAGAAUGGAGACAUUAUCAAUAUUGAUGUCACAGUGUAUUUCAAUGGAUACCAUGGUGACACCUCUGAAACAUUCUUGGUUGGAAAUGUGGAUAAACCUGGGCAAAAGCUGGUGGAGGUUGCCAGAAGAUGCAGAAAUGAAGCAAUUGCUGUUUGUAGGCCAGGAGCACCACUGAAUGUAAUUGGAAAUACAAUCAGUCAGAUAGCAGAUGCCAGUGGCCUGCAAGUAUGUCCGUAUUUCAUUGGCCAUGGGAUAGGCUCUUAUUUCCAUGGACAUCCUGAAAUUUGGCAUCAUGCUAAUACCAAUAACCUGGUGAUGGAAGAGGGAAUGACGUUUACAAUAGAACCGAUUCUCAUGGAGGGAUCCACAGAAUUCAGAAUCUUGCAGGACGGAUGGACGGCAAUGUCUGCUGAUGACCUUAGAUCAGCCCAGUUUGAACACACUAUAGCAAUUACAGCAAAAGGAGCAGAAAUUCUAACUAGAUUGCCGGAGGAAGAUCAAGGGUAAACAGGAAAGCCAGGGAUUCGUUGCAGACACGGCAUUAAAAUGACUUUCUAUCCAGAGUGUUUCAAGACCGCACUGUUGUCAACGUUGCUGAUGGACACAGUGUUCAAUGGAGUCAAGUCGAAGUUGACUGAAGGAAAUUUGUCGCAUUUGGAAUUUGAUACUUCUCCCAUUGAGAGUUUUUGACAAACCAUGUUUACUGCGUCGUUUUAAUAAAUGUUUUGAAAAUAGUGACCCAGUAAAUGUUGUGUAUUGUGCAUUUGGUGCCAGAAUUGCAGCUGGUCGAGAAGAUAUGAAAUGUUGCAUCGAGCUUCCAAUGGCUUUGUGUAUAUAUGUGCUGAGAAGGAUAAGCUGUCAUUUGUUUGCUGACGGGUCUGAAGGAACAGUAUGAAACAGUUUAAACUACCAAGUUAGGGUAUUGCAUAACCGCCUAUCGUAGUUUGGGUUUAAAACCUAUGUUAAAAGGAAAGUGCAACUUCUGCGUACGUUUAAAUGAAGAACUGAGGUGAUUUUGACUUUAAGCAAUGUAAACUGAAGAGCAGCCGUUGAAAGGCGACUACGUUAUACUCAAUAGGAUAGACAAAUCCAGAAAAGCUGCGUAUGACAAGUUUAACCGUACUGGUAUUUACAGGUUGAGCCGCACAUUAUUAACCAUUUGGUAUAUCCACGUGGAAUUAACUAUUUCGACAACAAAUCCCAUCAUUACUAACUAAAGUAGAAAUUGUGUGGAGUCUAAAGAAGCAACAAAUAAUCUAGUUUGAAUAUCUUUGACCCAUUUUUGUUAAAUAUGAUGAAUGUCAGUAUUGAAUGGUUCCGGGACGGACAGGUUGUAAAGUUUGUAUCAAUGUAUGGUGCCAAACAUGAGAUGUAAUGGUCAUCAGAUAAUUGAAAUACUUAAUACAAAUGAUAUGAACAGCUGUUUCCAGAGAAUAUAUAUGCGCUCAUAAUGCUCGAACCAUUUAUGUAAAUUGAUGUGGCCUUCAGUUGCACAAAUUAUUUUCACUAUUGAUCUGAACGUUUGUAGAUCUGUAAUUAAGCUGAUGACGACAGGAAUUGUUUAUCCUAUUCAAAAUGGUGCGUUAUCAGUCCAUAUAUUACAGAAUUAUUAUGGAAAAUGGGCAGAGAAAUUCGUGGGGCUUUCAAAAGUGUUCAUUCAAACAUUGUUUAGCGAUGAGCUGCAAUAUAAUUAGCUAUGUAUACACAGAAGACAGAUAACAUGAAGAUAUGUGAUUGGAUAAAGAAAAACGGUAAAAUUGUAUUUUUAUAAGAUUACCACCAUGUGUUUCAUUUUGUAAUGAAACAGAUUAAUCAGUGUGCUCCUCCAGUUAUCUUUAAGGCUUGACUAUUCCUCCUGAUAGUUGGGUUAUCUUAUUUUAUGGUGGACGAUGACACGCUAUCGGUAAAUGUAGUAUUAUUGCCAACUCCUUCAGACCCUGAAAGUACAUUUUCUUUGGGAAAUCAAUCGAGAUAAAAUCACUUAGUUUGUUUCGGCAAUUUUCAGGGUUUUUUGUAAAAAUACACAAAGUCUGAAUUAAUUAAUUAAUUUCAGAGAUCGCUCAUGCUUUAACCAUGACCGUUUAAACGUUGGACAUUUGCUUUGUCUCUAAAUUAAUAUGAAACCUAGAAACCAUUUAAACACCUAUUACUUCAGUGAUGUAUCUGGAGGUGACGUUUGGUACUUCAACCACUUGUUCCUAUUUUGCUCAGUUAGCAGACACACCACUUCUCUUUUCUUUCCGAGCCACAUGUAAAUCUUGUCACUGACCCCUAUUACGACAUACAGGUAUUUGCCUAUGGUAAAGCCAACCUAUCCUAUCGGAAAUUAUUGAAUUGUAAAUCUGUAAAGGGUAUUUAUAUAAUCUAUGCUGUAUUAUAUUAUGUGUAUUACACGUUUAAUUUAGUAUGUUGUUAAAUCCUAUGUGUUCUAAAGAAUACUGUGCGAUUUGUUCAGCUUUUUGGCAACCUAUUUUCAGUAAGGCUGAAAUUAAACAAAAUAAGUAAUUACCACAAGAGUGAAAGGAUUCAUCUGAAAGCUUUGCUGAAGUAUUUGUAAAAUGUGUAGUAAUAAACUGGAAAGAGCGAAUGCCAUAGGUGCAUAUCAUCAAUGAACUGUAACAGAACUGUAACUAUACUCUGCGAGAAAAUAAUAACCGAUUACCUGGAAUUAUUUGGCUGGGUACCCUCGCCACAUAUACAAUGUCUUACAGUUUGUUUACAUGUUCUCAUUCUCGGGUUAAAAUUGUCUUGUUGAAAGUUUACGCCAUUUUGUUUUCAAUUCGUGUGUGCUGAUUGCCGUCACUUGUUAUUUAUUGGGAGGAAGAAAUCAAGUUGCUCAAACCAAAGAAUUUUUCAUCUUUCUUAUUGGACCCUUGUUCUUAAUAUUAAACAUUUUAUGACUGAGGUAAAGGUCGUAAAAGCAUAAAUAUGCAGAAACGAGAUUUGUCCCUUUAAUUGUGCAUGUAAUUAAAUUAUUAAUUAUGGCAACGCGCAUGCAGAUGGUCAUACCUUGCGUGUAGGUGCUUUUGAACACAAUGUUAAAGAUCAUACGUAAGAUCAUGUUUUGUUGUUAAUUAAGGUUUUAUAUGAAAUAUAUGAAUUUCCAAGUU